GAGAGUCAGAGUGAGUGCCGAGAUACUGAGCUGUGAAGAGAGCCAUACCUACCCGGGAGUUGUAACCAGCGCGGAGGUGAGAGAAACCCUCGAAACCGAUUCACUGUGUCCUCGUGUCCCAGCUGGAGUCUGUGGAGAGAGAGAGAAUAGGGAAGGAGAGUGAGUCAACGAGCAAGGAGGUGUGGGAAAUAGGCGGCGAACCGCCGUGCGCUAAAUGAAGGUACACUGACAGGAAAAGUCCAUACCAACACUCAUUGUGAUUUAUUCUGCCUCCAGGAAGGAAGAGGAGCGCGCCACGGGCAGAGGGAACCAGAGGCGGGAGCCAGUUCCCCGACGCAAAACCCCCCCUUCCCUCUGGCAUUCAUUUGGCCGUGGCCCCCUGGAGGGCAGAUCCUGAUUUUAGUUUUUAAUUCCCCUUUCCCCAAGCCCCCGUAUAUUUUAACUAUUUAAACAAAUAAAGAAUAUUUUUAUACUUACCUGUACUCGUUGUUGUCUGGUCAUUGGGUUGGUUUUGGGGACCCCCUCGAGGUGGAAGUUUAGAAGGGGCGUGGCUUAAAUCCUAGCAGCCAGCCCCUGGCUUGUGACAAUAACACAUACAUAUACCCUGAUAAAAUUUGUCAUUCAUUUAAUGUUAAAAAAACAAGGAACACAUGCUGAAAAUUUGUAUUGUUUCAGUGACAGUGCUUCGUCCUUCCUGGAGAAUCUGUUCAGGGACUGGGUGCAGAAGGGCACUGUGAUCCGACUGGACAUCCGACACUGGCUGCACCGCUGGGAUGCUGUUGUCAUUAAACAGAGCCAUGCCAAGUAUGGGGUGUUCAUGAGUGCCCUUGCAGGUGCAGUGCUGGCCUACAACAAGAGCGAUAUGAUGCUCCUAAUCCAGGCAGUCAGGAAGGGCAACCAGGAGUUGUACGCCAAACUUUCAGACGAGGACAUGAUAGCCUUCCUUAAACCUCAUCAAAUCAGGUCCUAUGUAAGACGGAUCACCCGUGGCGUUGAGGAGACAGCUUCAGCAAUUGAGUCCUUCAUUACGGAGUUCAAGGGACCUGCAGGCCUGGACAUUGAUGGAAUCCACCUGUUCAAAUCAGCACAGGCAGUGGAUUCUCAUUGGGCAAUUGCAAGCAAGCAUCUAAGUUGUAUGCAGGACCCCCCUGGCAUACAGCUGUACGUGUCAGUGAAGGUUGUGGUGCUGAAUGGGGUCUCCCUGAAAAAGUACAGGUGUCGGCGAGGCAGUAACUCCUUGGAAGGCUUGCACUCACACCUGUACAAUGCCAUUCCCUCACAGAGAUGUGGAGUGUAUCUGAUUGCAUUUGCUGUGCAGUGGAACAACCGCAUGGAAUCACUCCGUGUUGCUGGUGGUCAUGGCAGGCAGACGUGGUGUACGGACCCGCAGCAGAUUCAGCGCAUGAAUUAG
Molecule: messenger RNA, 1411 nt
Organism: Paramisgurnus dabryanus
Lineage: Eukaryota; Metazoa; Chordata; Actinopteri; Cypriniformes; Cobitidae
Source: RefSeq, a predicted model, not a curated record